GAAGUAAUGGAAGUCUAAGGGUUUGGCAGGGAGGGCUCUACAAGCCUGACUUUGGACUUUUGCAAUUCCAAGUCAUUUCCCCCCCCCCGGUCUCCUAUUCUGUCAAAGAGAAGAAAGAGGCAGGAACACAGAGAACGGGAUGCUGGGAGCGAAAUUUUUCUAUUUUGGAAGUUGAAACCAAUCUCAGCAUCUAUGUAGCUUACUUGAACGAACCCAUACCAGGUUGCGUAGUAAAUGUCGGAGAGAGCUGGAGCCCAGUAUGAGGAAGGCGGGCAGGCCAGUGCCCGGCGUGUCCAAGGCCAUCCCAAGCACCACUAAGACCCAGACAGCAGACAGAGCGAAGCCUGAAGGAGCCUCCAUCAACACUACCAUGGGCACAGCUGGCAAGACCACCACCAAGACCUCCACCUCUGCCCCCCUCUCUAAGGCAAAGAGCAGUGAUGAUCUCCCAUCAGCCACCACGACAGGAACCGGGGCCACGGCAGGAAGUGGAGCUGUAGCCAAAUCCAAGAAGACAAGCUCCGCCCACUCUUCAACCUCCUCCAACCCUGGUGUCAGCAACUCGGAAGCCAAAAUCAAGACCAGCUCAGCCAAGCGCGGGAUGUCCUCUGUGGCAAAAGAGCCCUGUUCAACCCGGGAGAGCGUCAGGGAACGUUCCAGAACCUGCGGCGCCGGCAGGAAACCCUCCGGCUCCGAUGCUGCCGGCCCGCCCAAGAGGACCCGCUCCAGGACCAUGGCCGAAUCCGAGUCCCGGAUGAGCAAGUCCCGAUCGGACGGGCAGAUCAGCAACAAGGCGGUCCUGGAAACCCGGGUCAAGGACCUAAUGGGUCUGGCCAAGAGUAAGGAUGUCGAGAUCCUCCACCUGCGCAGUGAGUUGCGGGGCAUCCGGGUCCAACUAGGACUCCCGGAGGAGGAGGAGGACGACGAAGAGGAGGAGGAGAAUGACCGGGGGAGCAGAGCCAGGGAGGAGGGCGAAGGGGAGGAGACGGAGGCAAGCGCCGACCCCCCCCAGGCCAAGGAGGAGCGAGAAGCCCCCCUUUUCAUGUCGGCCGGCGUGGAAUCCACCCUGCUCCUCCUGCAGGAGCAGAACGCGGGCAUCCGGGGUGAGCUGAACCUGCUGAAGAACGAGAACCGCAUGCUGAAGGACCGGCUCAACGCCCUGGGCUUCUCCCUGGAGCAGAGGCUGGAGAGCCCCCACAAAGCCCUGCGCCUCCCCUCCUUCAGCCCAGAGCCCGUCUCGUUCGGCAGGGGCGGCGAGGGCGACUGCAGCGCAGGAGCAAGCCGCCACUCCGCCUCCCUCCGGGACGGGAACUCCCCUCACACCUCCGCCCCGGGAUCCGCCCGCGGCUCCACGGAGGACCUCCUGACCGACGCCCGAGGCGGCGCCGUCUCCCCGGAGGCGGCCGACAGCGAGUGCAGCGAGGCCUACCAGCCCAUCACGUCCAGCGACGACGCCCUGGACGCCCCGUCGGGCUCCGCCUCGGCCUGCGGCUCCUCCUCCGAGUCGGAGGGCUGCUGCGGCCCGCCGGGCCACGGCGAGGAGCGCUCGCGGAGGGGCAGCAGCGGCAACACCAGCGAGGUGUCGGUGGCGUGCCUGACCGAGAGGAUCCACCAGAUGGAGGAGAACCAGCACAGCACGUCGGAGGAGCUCCAGGCCACCCUGCAGGAGCUGGCCGACCUGCAGCAGAUCACCCAGGAGCUGAGCGCGGAGAACGAGCGCCUGGGGGAGGAGAAGGCCAUCCUGGUGGACUCGCUCUGCCAGCAGGGGGACCGCCUGGAGCUCUACGGCCGGCACAUGGACUACUUCCGGGGCCUGCUGGACGAGCACCGGGUCCCCUACGCCGCGGCCGGCGACAAGGAGGUGGCGAAGAGCGGCCGCUACCUGGAGCUGGAGCGCCGCUGCGCCGAGCUGAACGAGGGCGCCCGCUUCGAGCGCGAGCAGCUGCUGGGGGUGCAGCAGCACCUGAGCGGGGCGCUCAAGAUGGCGGAGCAGGACAACGCCGACGCCCAGGGGCUGAUCUCGGCGCUGAAGGAGCGCGUCCACGCGGCCGAGCGGGCGGCCGACAUGGAGCGGCGGGAGCGCGGGGAGGCGGCGGCCGAGCUGGACGCCCUGAGGGAGGCGGCGGGCGGCGAGCAGGCGGAGCUGGCCCGCUGCCGCCUCCAGCUGGAGCAGGAGAGGCAGCGGGUGGCCGAGCUGUACGCCCUGCACGACGCCGGGGAGACGACGGACGUGCGCCACCUGCUGGAGAGCGAGCGGAGGGACAAGGAGAGGGCCGAGUCGGAGGCGGCCCACCUCCAGGAGGAGCUGAGUCACACCAGGAACGAGGCGGCCAGGCUGCAGGACGGCAUCAGCAAGCUGGAGGAGGACUUCCGGGCGUUCCGUGACGGGGUGCAGAAGCAGCUGGCCGAGCAGAAGCGCGCCCUGGCCCAGCAGCGCUCCCAGCUGGAGGAGCGAGACACGGAGGUGGCCGACAUGAAGGAGACCAUCUUCGAGCUGGAGGACGAGGUGGAGCAGCACCGAGCCGUCAAGCUCCACGACAACCUCAUCAUCACCGACCUGGAGAACUCGGUAAAGAAGCUUCAGGAUCAGAAACACGACAUGGAGCGAGAGAUCAAGAUCCUCCAUCGGAAGCUACGGGAGGAGUCUAUCGAGUGGCGCCAGUUCCAGGCCGACCUGCAGACCGCCGUGGUCAUCGCCAACGACAUCAAGUCGGAAGCCCAGGAGGAGAUGGGAGACCUGCGGCGCCGCCUGCUGGACACGCAGGACAAGAACGAGAAGAUGAGCAAGGAGCUGGAGGACCUCAAGAAUCGCAAGCAGGAUGAGGAGAGGGGCCGGGUGUAUAACUACAUGAACGCCGUGGAGAGAGACCUGGCCGUCCUCAGGCAGGGCAUGGGGCUGAGCCGACGCUCGUCCACCACCUCCGAGCCCUCGCCCACCGUCAAGACCCUCAUCAAGAGCUUCGACAACGCCUCCACCACAGGUCCAGUGCCCACCACCCCUACUGCCACCGUGCCGCCGGCCGUCGCCACGGCGAUGGCGCGGACCCCCCUCAGCCCCAGUCCCUUGAAGACCCCCCCUGCUGCAGCAGUAACCCCCAUCCAGAGGCACACGGUGUCGACCACCAAGCCCCUGUCUUCUAUGGUGGACAAGAGGUCCAGCUACACAGACCUCAGUAUGGCAGCAGAUCACCUGCUCCGAGCCUCACCUGGGUCUCACACACCCUCCGCGCUCCAGCGGGUGCCCAACAUGGACUCCUCUAAGUCCCUCUCAGUCUCCCGCAGGAGCAGCGAGGAGCUGAAGAGGGACCUGUCCGCGCCGGACCCCGCUCCACCCUCCGUCUCCCUCAUCACCCUGGCCGUGGCUGCCUCCUCCCCCUCCUCCUCCUCCCCGACUGCCUCCGUCACCCCGUCGGCGAGGGGCCGCUUGCGGGAGGAGAGGAAGGACCCCCUCUCAGCGCUGGCCAGGGAGUAUGGGGGAUCCAAGAGGAACGCUCUCCUCAAGUGGUGCCAGAAGAAGACUGAAGGAUACCAGAACAUUGACAUCACCAACUUCAGCAGUAGCUGGAACGAUGGGCUAGCCUUCUGUGCUGUCCUCCACACCUACCUCCCUGCCCACAUACCCUACCAGGAACUCUCCAGCCAGGACAAGAAGAGGAACUUCACGUUGGCUUUCCAGGCGGCCGAGAGCGUGGGGAUCAAGUCCACACUGGACAUUGGAGAGAUGGUGCACACUGAGAGGCCAGACUGGCAGAGCGUGAUGACCUACGUCACCGCAAUCUACAAGUACUUUGAGACCUGACCUCCGGUCCACCCUCGACCCCCACGCUCCCUUCCAUCGUGACUGCAAACCCCACGUCUCUCCGCCACACCGGACAUCGAAAAAGAAUCUGUGCUUAUGCCAUGCAACCUGCAAUGACUGCUGUGAAGU
This is a messenger RNA of Osmerus eperlanus (European smelt), 3928 nucleotides long. RefSeq names its product sperm antigen with calponin homology and coiled-coil domains 1-like b (gene specc1lb). Gene Ontology annotation, biological process: actin cytoskeleton organization. NCBI's taxonomy places the organism in Eukaryota, Metazoa, Chordata, Actinopteri, Osmeriformes, Osmeridae. Gene Ontology annotation, molecular function: protein binding. The transcript is spliced from 16 exons. The coding region runs from base 260 to 3799 and encodes 1179 amino acids. Gene Ontology annotation, cellular component: microtubule organizing center; filamentous actin. The record is from RefSeq and is a predicted model, not a curated record.